GACAAACGCGUGGUACCCUUAGCAUUAAGCCCUCGAAAAUGAAGUGAAUUGCAGUUGAUAAAACGCGCGACUCCUGCGCAGACGCCUCAGUAUCUCAAUAAUGGCGCGCGUACAUAUUACGAUAUUAUUCGUCUUGGCCGCAAAACUCGUUUCAGGCGAUGUCGCGGCCCCAAAACCAAAGAAGGUUUUGGACACCACCAUGAACCCUGCAUACAUACCGGCCGAAGAGAAACAUGGAUCUUUCUGGAAGAAGUCAGCAGCACAGACUCUGAAGGCCAAGCUUGCAGAGAAACCGAACACUAAUAAAGCGAAGAAUGGAAUCCUGUUCAUUGGUGAUGGCAUGUCCUUGGCAACCAUUAUGGCGGCCAGGACGUUCUCUGGGCAGCUCCAGCAAAGUCUUGGAGAAGAGUCAGUCUUGGAUUUUGAGAGAUUUCCAGUCGUUGGAUUGGCUAGGACCUACUGCAUAGAUGCUCAAGUGCCCGAUUCUGCGUGCACAGCCACAUCUUAUCUCAGCGGAGUGAAGACGAAGUACGGGGUAAUAGGCCUCGAUGGCAAUGUCACUCGCGGUUCCUGCUUCUCACAACUGCACCAACCGAAUUGGGCGUCGUCCAUCGGAAAGUGGGCUUUGGAUCAAGGAAUGGAUGUCGGAGUAGUCACAACAACCAGAGUUACCCACGCUUCUCCCGCCGGUAUGUACGCUCACACUUCGGAACGCAAUUGGGAGUCUGAUGCAGACGUACCACCAGAAUGCUUGGCGGCUGGCUGCAGGGACAUCGCGUACCAACUCGUUACUGAAUCCCCUGGAAGACAUUUUAAGGUUAUCAUGGGCGGUGGUCGGCGAGAAUUUCUUCCUAACGUGACAAGUCUAGUUGGAAACACUAAAGGAAAGAGACGCGAUGGUGUAGACUUAACCGAACUGUGGCAUGUUGACAAAGUCAAUCUGAACGCCACGCAUCAAUACGUGACUGAUAGACAGGAACUUUUGAAGGUGUUCAAUUCGGAUGAUCUCCCAGAGUACUUACUAGGUCUGUUUCGCGAUGACCACAUGGACUAUCACUUGAAAGCUGAAAACCAACCAACUCUCGAAGAAAUGGUGGAAGUCGCCAUCAAAAUGCUUAGUAGAAGCACUAAAGGAUAUUUUCUAUUUGUCGAAGGUGGCAGAAUAGACCACGCCCACCACGACAGCUUAGCUCACUUAGCACUAGAUGAGACAGUGGAGUACUCAAAGGCCGUCAAGAAGGCAAGAAGUUUAACAAACGAGAAAGAUACCUUGAUAGUCGUCAGCUCCGACCACGCUCACACAAUGACUGUAGCUGGCUACCCUUCCAGAGGGAACGAUAUCCUUGGAACAGUGGACUCGGCAGCUGGUCUUGAUGGGAAGCCAUAUACUACUAUUAGCUACGCGAAUGGUAAAGCACAUUCGAUUGGAGCGGAUGGUACGCGGGUCGAUGUGACACUGCAAAAUGAAUUUUCGAUACGUGAUCCAAAUUAUGCGUACCCUAGUCUCGUCCCGUUGGACUCGGAGACGCAUGGGGGAGAGGACGUUGCAGUGUACGCCUCAGGACCCUGGCAGCACCUCUUCACAGCCAGCUAUGAGCAGAACGUAGUCCCACACCUCAUGGCAUACGCCAUGUGUCUGACAGAAGACCACCACGAGAACUGCGAACCUAUUCAAGAAAGGGUGGCGUCAAAUUCGAUCACUGUAAAACCUAGUACAACGAUGUUAGCCGGCCUAUCUGUGAUGCUUAGUAAAAAGUUCUGCUGUUAGGAUUUAAUACUUAAUUAGCUAGUCCCCGUGUUUAACCUCAAAACGCCUCGUAUCAUUGAGGAAAACCGCAUGAAUAUUCUUUCAGUAGUUUGAGAGAUUGGCCGACCAUUAACGUACGCAUCUACUAGGGAAAAGUACCUACGUACUUGUACCGACAGCAAUACGUUGACCUAUGAUUUCUUCAAUAGAUUUUCAACCUUAUCACGAAAGGUGAAGGUUAAUGUUCGAUUGGUACAAUUUGACAGAUCCGGGUAGGUUGACUUGCUGGCUUUUGUACCUAUAGUUGGCUAUUAUUUCGAGUUCCGAAAAACGCGGAAGGGUUUAUUGUUAUAUAAUAUAAAAUGAAGUGAUAUUUCGCUUUUAAGAUAAUAUAUUAGUAUGAAUUUAUUAAGUUUAUCGAAACAGAGCUGCUCGUGAAGUGGUUCUGUACACCAGUUCAAAUUAUCACUUAGUUUCAACAUAAAGUACGUGUAAAGAACUAUAGAACGUUCCUUAUAGACUAAGUAUUAGCCCUACGUAAACCGUUUAUCACCACGCUUGCACAAGUCUCAAGGUGGGUUGGCGAUUUCAGACUUUACAAUCUAAGUUCCCUUAAUAUGUUUUCCUUCACUUUAAUUCAGUCAUCACUUCAAGAUAUACUUAGAAAGUAUAUUUCUGGUAAUUAAAACUAUUUAUUUAUUAUAGUACUAAAUGAUAGGCAAAGAUUACCGCUUAUUUUUCCACGAAGAGUUAGAGUACCCGUACACUACAAACUUUUAGUCGGCCGAUAGUUUGUUUUGGCUCUUAAAACAGAAUGAAAAUGAAUGGUCCUAGUACGCAAACGAAGAUCAGUAUAUAUAUCCUAGUAUUUCCGUGGUAUCAAACUGACUGAAGCCUUUGAUUAGAAUCAAGAUUUUCUUUAAAAAAAAUGCCGACUAUCGGCCAACUGUCGGCCGAAUAUUUUUGGUCUACUGUGUACUCUUAGUGAAAAACAAAGGUUACUACUGUUUCUUUCUGUACGGAAAUGUAUAGGAAACAUUUAAUAAGUGCUAAUAGUUGGUAGUUAGAAAAUAUUAGAAUGUUGAAUCGUGUUUGUUGUAAGAAAUUCUUUCUGUUGUUUUGUGAAUAAAUUAGUUUUAAGCAAGUUGAUGUAAUUAAGCAGAAUAUUUCAGUAUUUCUAUGAUUAGAUACCUAAUAAAAAAGUACAAUAUACAAUA
Molecule: messenger RNA, 2964 nt
Organism: Helicoverpa armigera (cotton bollworm)
Lineage: Eukaryota; Metazoa; Arthropoda; Insecta; Lepidoptera; Noctuidae
Product: membrane-bound alkaline phosphatase
Exons: 8
Coding region: 101-1768 (555 amino acids)
Biological process (GO): dephosphorylation
Molecular function (GO): alkaline phosphatase activity
Source: RefSeq, a predicted model, not a curated record